Molecule: messenger RNA, 759 nt
Organism: Arabis nemorensis
Lineage: Eukaryota; Viridiplantae; Streptophyta; Magnoliopsida; Brassicales; Brassicaceae
Source: the annotation of a GenBank genome assembly
AUGGAUGAUGAUGCUCAACAAAAUAAAGAAAAGAUGAAAAAUAAUUUGUGGAAUUCGGCGGAGACUAAAGUCUUGAUAGAACUACUUGUGGAGGGAAUCCAACGCGGAUGGCGCGAUUCUAGUGGUUCAAUCAAUAAGGCAACUGUGGAGAAUAAAAUAUUACCGGUUCUCAAUGAAAGAAUGAAAUGCCAAAAAGUCUACAAAAAUUAUCAAAGCAGGUAUAAGUACCUGAAAUCUCAAUACCAAAGUUAUGUGGAUCUUCAACAUAACAGUUCUGGAUUCGGAUGGGAUCCAACUACAAAAAAGUUUACUGCUACAGACGAAGUAUGGCAUGGAUAUUUAAAGGCACAUCCAAAUCACAAAUACAUGCGAUACGACACCCAUGAUCAGUUUGAGGAUCUCAAAACUAUAUUUGAUGGUACAACUGCCAAUGGUAGUAAUUCAGUUGGAUUGGGUGCUACUACAGAUGCUCGCACAUACCAGAUUGGUGAAAAUCAAGUAAAAGAAAACUUGAAUUUUUAUGAGAGCGUCGAUGAUGUUGAUGAUGCAUCCCCUUUUCUGGAUAAAAAUAUAAAGACUCGUGUAGAGAAGCUUCAUCCGAGAAAAAGAUCUAGAUCGGAAGCAUGCAAUAAUGCAGAGGAGCUGAAGAGCGAUAACAAUGACCCUAUGAUCACAGUGAGCAAUAAGAUCCUUAGUAUUAUAAAACAAAGAGAAGAGAGACAACAAAAAGAAGCUGAAAAAAAGAGAAGAAAAAAAUAG